Macroventuria anomochaeta is the source of this 2079-nucleotide messenger RNA. RefSeq lists its product as uncharacterized. Gene Ontology annotation, cellular component: nucleus. Bases 1 to 2079 code for a protein of 692 amino acids. The record is from RefSeq and is a predicted model, not a curated record. NCBI's taxonomy places the organism in Eukaryota, Fungi, Ascomycota, Dothideomycetes, Pleosporales, Didymellaceae. The transcript is spliced from 3 exons.
AUGUCCGACUACGGCAAGAGCCAGCAAUAUGUGUAUGACGCCGAAGCCACACGAUCGAAUCAGGUUUCAAGCUACCCCGGUAUUGCACAGCCAUCGUUCGCCUCUCCAUAUACGGAUGCACCCACGCGUCUAGUUCAUGGGCACUCGAACGCAGAUCUGCCUUAUAUACCUAGCUCGGCAUACGAGUCACGCGGCUCUGGCGAUCUUCUACCUGCUACCUCAUUUAUCGAUGCAAGACCUCGUCAUCCCGCUUCUCACACAAGCACUGAAACGGAAAUAACGGGCUUCGUUACGCCUACGCAAGGCACCGCUGGAUCUACCGUCAGUUUACAACUCCGAACGAAUUACGAUCUCGCUGCAGAGCAGUACGCCUUCAUCCUUAUGUUUGGCAAGAAGGCAUGCGUUACAGGCCUGCAAAAGGUGGACUACGACGAUGACUGGUACAACUAUGUUCUCAGCGUGGAGGUCCCACCCUUCCCGUUAACUAACACAUGGGAUCCUACUAUGAUGCUGAAACUACAGAUGGAGAAGGAUGGUCAUUUGCGCCAUCAAGCAGACGCUGGCAGAUUUACUUACACGGACAUGUCUCCCAACCUUGCGUAUCAGUCCGCUUCCGACUUUUCCAAGAAGCGCAAGUACUCCACGGAUUUUGCGGACGAGGAAGGUUUCGACACGAUAGCUGCAAAGCGUCAAAACACACACCGCAUUCAAGCAAAGCCGCGCUCGAUGUCUGGAGCCUACUCAACAGCACAACUGUCACCCUUGCCGGCGCAGUCCUCACUCUCCAGUGGUUUUGGUCAGGCUGGAGCUUACGACAUGAGCAGAAGCAGCACUUACUCCUCUCAACUAUCGCAGAAAGGUCUGUAUGCAGUUCCAAGCAUGAGCCAAAACGACUUGAAGCCCCCACAGAUGUCCCCUGGGCUGCAACCCUACAGUCACUACAGUUCUCUUGCACAGCCGAGUCGCAGUCCUGGUUCGAUGGCUGUGACAACGUCAGGCCUAUCGGUUCUGCCGUCACCGUCCACUCUUCCAGCUCCUGUUCUGGUCCGAGCAACAUCGAUCGCACCAAGUGGGGGCGCUUCGAGUGGUCAACCAUUCAACCCAUACUCCAUGUACCAGACAAAGGCGAUUUUGAAGAUUGAAGGCGACCUGGAUAAGAUGGCCGAAGAAUGGUCGCAGGAGGAGAUUGAUGCGAAACGACGACUUGUACAAUUCGAACGAUCACAACAUGGCAGUACGAUCACAACAACGUUCACGCCCAUCACGCCCGAAGCUCGUCCAACAAGAAGCAUCUGUGUGAGUUGUAUCUGGUGGGAAGAGAAGGAUGAGUACUAUAUCACUAGCGUGGAUACGAUAUACCUCCUCGAACAGCUGGUGAAUGUGCGCUUUACUGUCGAAGAGAAGAACCGCAUUCGUCGAAAUUUGGAAGGGUUUCGGCCGCUCACGGUAUCUAAAGCGAAAGUGGACAGCGAGGAGUUCUUUAAAGUCAUCAUGGGCUUUCCUACGCCCAAGCCGCGCAACAUCGAGAAGGAUGUCAAGGUUUUCGCCUGGAAGAUACUUUCUCACGCGUUGAAGAAGAUCAUCAGCAAAUAUUCCGCCAGCUACGCCUCAACGGCUGGCGCAGGAUCACUCCCUAUCGUUUCGACACCGUCCUACGCUUCGAGUGGCCUUGCAUAUGCGUCUGGGAGUAUGCAUCGGACCUCGCCGCGAUCGGGGUCUGCGUCGAUGGCCUCAGCUACCUACACACCUAGUAUGACAUCCACGAGCUUAUCGCCUACCUUCAAGAUGUCAGCAGGCCUUGAGGGAUCAUCUGUGCAUGGCAUGCCUACCCCGCAGAGGACACCCUCAGUACAGAGCAUGACUCAGUGGGGAGCAGGAGCUCAUCAGAUGUCGCAUUACCCAUCGACCCUGACACAAGGAGGACGGGGAUCCUGGGAGUACGGGUACCUCAGCAACCCCGCGGUAGCCGGUGUACCGUCUGCUUCGCAAGCACUUCGAUCAGACGGCGCACCCGAUAUCAGCCAGAUGUCGGCAGACGCCGCCUACCAGCAAUAUGGACACCGUACGACGAGGGUGUGA